AUAAUCUGACAUCUGCGGAUAAGUUCACACUGACCAUGCGCCACACAACAUGAAACACUGCAGCGCAGUAUCGACAAACGUUCACAUUACAAUUGGACGUAAUAUCAAGUGUCACUUCACUGCUAUAUUUUAGUAACUUGACUGUUUGGCUUCGAUUCUCUAGUUUUAUUAGUAAAAGUGUUAUGUGUAGUAUAUGAUUUAAUAAUUAUGUACAGUGCCGCAACCAUUAACGCAUUCUGAAGGAAUUACGUAAUGGGAAUUAAUAUGCUAGAGAAGUUAAUAGUUUUGCCCUGAAAUUCAACAUGGCCGCUGACACGGGGAUGGAUACUUGUCCAAGUCCGGAGAUUUCGGACUCUAGAAAACGACCACUGGACGGCGACUCAGAAAAUGGUGACAUCAAAAGGUCUCACUUCAGUUCGGUUCAAGACUUGGUGACGGCAUUGCCCCUGGCUAAUGGCCACGGCAAUAUUACGUCCCAUUUUGCCGUGGAGCCGACCUACCACUUCAAAGUGCUGGUGCCGUCCAUGGUGGCGGGGGCCAUCAUCGGCAAGGGAGGCGAGACGAUCGCCCAGCUGCAGAAAGACACCGGCGCGAGGGUCAAAAUGUCCAAAUCACAUGAUUUUUAUCCAGGUACAACGGAGCGAGCCUGCUUGAUCACCGGCUCGGUUGAGGGCAUUAUGGUCGUGCUGGACUUCAUCAUGGACAAGAUUAAGGAAAAGCCCGAGCUAGUUAAACCAUUCCCCGAUGGCGUAGACGCCAAGAUGCCACAGGACAGAGACAAGCAGGUGAAGAUUUUAGUGCCGAACUCGACGGCGGGUAUGAUAAUCGGCAAAGGUGGCAACUACAUCAAGCAGAUAAAAGAACAGAGCGGCAGCUACGUGCAGAUCUCGCAAAAGGCCAAGGAACUGUCGCUACAAGAGAGGUGCAUAACGGUCGUCGGCGAAAAAGACAACAACAAGAAGGCCUGCCUGAUGAUCCUCCAGAAGGUGGUGGACGACCCUCAGUCCGGAUCCUGUCCCAACGUGUCGUACGCCGACGUGGCGGGGCCCGUGGCCAACUACAACCCCACGGGAUCUCCGUACGCCGUCGCCACCGCUGAGGUGACAGAGAGUCACGGCUUGAGCGGGACGGUCGGCGGAGUCGGCGGCGCGGUCGGCGGCGUGGGCGGAGUGGGAGGCGUGCUCGUCAACGGCAGCGGCCUCGGCGGGGUUUCGCUACAGCUGUCUCUGGCGCCGCCGGGGACUCAGCCGCCCAGCCCGUUGACGCAGCACACUCUGGAUCACAUCAAGGUGGCGCUGCGCCAGGCCGGCUACUCGGAGGCGGGCAUCUCGGAGAUCGGCGCGGCGCUUUCCCUGCUGGUGAAGCACGGCGUGUUGGGGCUGGCGCUGCCUCCGGCCCUGCCGCAUCCCCCGGCCCUCUCGGCCGCCUACUUCCCGCUCUCGGCCCAAGACUCGCCCGCCGUCUUCGGCCCACUGUCGCAGGUUUCGCUGGCGGUGGCGCCCAUUUCGCUGUCGGGCGGCGGGGUGGGCGUGGGUGGCGUGCCGGGCGGCUUCCCGGGCUCGCUGCUGCCGCUCUCCAAGAGCCCCACGCCGGCCGACGCGGGCGCCAAGGACUCCAAGAACGUGGAGAUCGCCGAGGUCAUCGUCGGCGCCAUCCUGGGUCCGGGCGGUCGCAGCCUGGUGGAGAUCCAGCAGAUGUCCGGGGCGAACAUCCAGAUCAGCAAGAAGGGCACCUUCGCCCCGGGCACCAGGAACCGGAUCGUCACCAUCAGCGGCUCCCAGACCGCAAUUUCGUCGGCGCAGUUCCUCAUCGAGCAGAAGAUCCAGGAAGAGGAACUGAAACGCACGCGCCAUAACGCCAUCUCCACGCUCAUGCAGUGAACUCCCCGACACGCACUCGAUACGACCCCGCGUCGCGUCGUCACCGUCGGGCGAUCGCUUUAGAAUUGCGGUCGUCGACCUAUUCACACCUUAUGCACUUUUAUGGCGAAAGUUGCAUAAUUUGUUGUUGUCAUUUGUGAAAUGUUGUUAUAUUGGUCAUACGUGAUGUUGUAUAUAUAAUUAUUAUAUAUGAAUUUUUUCAAAAUGUAAUUCGGAUUUAUUAUAAAUAUUUGUGGGAUGUGAAUAAUCGUACGACACGUGAUGAUUUUUAUAUAGUUUUUGUUCGGUUCUCCUAACCGAACAAUAGACAGUCCGGAAUCGGAGCCCUAUCGUGGCGCGUAGAAGAGGGGUCGUGUCGUGUGAGGCGUCCGUUCUAGUCAAGCGUCGCAGCCCCGAGCCAGCCGAGUGGCGCAGUUACCUGCCUCUAGUGAACUUUACACUCUCCGACAUUCGCGCAGCUUCCGACGCGACCCGAGCGGAGUCGGCUCCGGCUCGGCUCGCGUCGGCCAUUUAUUUACACGUAGAUGUAAUAGAGUUAUGUAUACUGAUUUGCUAUUUGCGAUUUGUGUAUUCGUUAGUGUUGGAGCUGCUAUAUUUUAGUCGAGCCGCAAAGCGGUCGCGUUGACUUUGUGAUAUCUGUCACCGAUAUUCCUAUUCCGUGCACAUUUAUUUUUGUAUCGUUUCACCGCUUCUCGUUUCGGUUUUCAUUGUAAAUGUUACCAUUGAUAAUAAGUUAUGUUUCGUUAACGUAUUCGACGAAAGUCGCGGUCGACUCGACGAGGCGACGGACGGGUCGAUGAUAUUUAACCAAAGUUGGUAAUUUUAAUUUCUCGACAUAAUUAACUUUAUAUUUUAUACAAUGCUAACGUGCAAUGCAAUAAUUGUCGAUUAUAAUUUUAUUAUUUUUUACGUUUUUAGUUCGGACGGAAGGCGUUUCGCGUCGGGUUCGAAGAAGUUUAUUUUUAUAUUAUUAUUAUUAUUAUCGAUCGGGUAAAGUGGUUAGCGCUUCGGCGAGCGUUCGGCGUAGUCGGUCUAAAUGUGUAAGUGAGUACAAUAUUAGCAGAUUCGAGUCCAGUUAUAGUAGUGGAGUAUAUUUAAAGGUUUUAAUGCAGAUUUCUAUAUAAAUAUAUAUAUUCGAGAGGACAAUAUAAAAAUAUUAUUUACAGUUGACGAAAUGUUAUUUUUGGUGUUGGCCGGGAGCUCUCGUAGUUAAACAAUAAUGAACUGUGAUCGCGUUGACGACUUUGUCGAGCAAAUUGUGCGUCGGUUAGUUUAAGUUGUCGUUACCUCACGAGUGCCAUCGCUAGCUAAACGUCGCCCGCGCGCGCAGAUGGUAAAUAAGUACAAAAUAUAUGGAAGCGUAACCGUUUAUAUACGAAUCGGCGGAUGUUAUUCUACUGUAGUUUGUAAGCAAAGGAAUUGAGAGAUAUCUCCGAUUUAAUUAAAUAAUCUAGCGAUCACUUCCGAUAUAAUUAUAAUGAUCGAUUUGUCGUAAGCAACUGUCCAACGACGUCGAGAACUAAUGUUGUUAUAAGCGUGUUAUGUAGGUACGAGCGACCCAGUCCACUCCUCUGGGGCUCUCUAGCGUUCUCUAGCUCUAGGCUAAUCUUAGGCUACGCUCUUCGAACUAAUCUCGUCUUUCGAUUUUUCUCAUCUUUAUCUCUAAACUAAAUGGGGGUAGUCGUCAAAACCUUGUUGUCAAUUAUGAUGAGGUCGCGCGAUCCCGACCCGGUGUUGCCCGGCGUCGGCGGGUCGCGACCGUGCCGCCCCGGGGCGUUGUGUCGAUUCUACGAGCUCAAUUUACUUCGUUUAGCAUUACAUACUUGUAAGAUGACGUCAAUUAUUCGAAAACGUAACGGCACACGCCGCGAAAUUCCCACGACGUGUUAUCGGUUCACAAUGCAGUCUCGAAGGAAUAUCUCCGAAUUAGUUACGGUUCGAACGUUGCCGAGUUGUGUGACCUUCUCUUCUCUUCUAAUUCGUCGGCGCUUCUGACAGGAGUAUAGCCUUAGUCGUUACAUUCGAAGGUCCUUUGUAAAUUAUCUCAACGAAUCAUUAGUUAGUUUGCCACUGUGAAGUACAUCUCGACCGUUUGCGUAGUUAGGCGACUGAAACAAUAUGGAAUGUAUAAAUAAUUUUAACACAAAAGUUGUUGUUAUAAUAAAAUUGUUACAAUAUUUGAGAGUAUAUAGAAUAAUCGAUUCUUAGUGCGGUAUCUGAAUUUUAUCGUGUGGAGAGAAAGAGGGAAAUAGACUUCCAAGGGUUAUACUAUUUCUGUGAUACUGAUUGUCUCGCACGCUUGUAGCUCCGCACGCCCACCUCCCGUACCUCGGACUCUCCGAAACUCCCGUUAGUCCGCACCGCACUGGCACGCCACUGUUACACCUAGGUUAUUCGAUGUUGUAGGCUUAAGGUAGCUAGUUGUCAUUUCCAUAAUAAAUUAACGAGGUCCGUAGUAGGAGCGUCGAACCGAGACGGCGACGCCAUUCUAGCGGCGUCCGGAGAGACGAUGCUCUCGUACUCGUCGGCGCCGCGACCCGCGUUUUCAUCCCCCUUUUAAUUUUAAUAGCUAAAUGUUGUUAAAUUUGUUAAUAGAGUGGUUUAUCGUAAUUAAUAUUAAAGUAGUGAUAGUCGGGAUUAGGAAGGCAGCCGUCGGGUGCGCUAAGCUAGUAAGCUGUAAGGUUCGAUACUGUGUAUAGGAAUUUGGCUGUGUACUCAACAUUACGACGUCAUUACACCAACACACACCGCUUGCCGAGGACGCGAUUCGCACGCGCGCCCGCGAUGUGUCGCGACUUUUCUGUAUAUAAUUGCAUUACAUUUUCAUUUGCGUCUCCUUGCUCAUUGCCAUCAAUUUAUUAAAGACUGAGGAAUCAACUCGCGUCAUCGUCACGAACGCGUCCCCUACCGUAGGGAGCUCUGCCGUCCUCGGUGACACUACCGCCCCUACGAUAAUAAUUAAUUGAAUAUUGUUAAAUGGACUCUGAAAUAAUUUAUUGUAUAACAUGUUGGACUGUUUUACUAAUUCUAAUGAAAUGUACCUGAUGUCGUGCGGUAGUCUUCCCUGCGACGGUAGACUAAUUGUAAUAUAUUAUUUGUCAUUAAAAUUAAAUCGAUUCAUGCGGCUUCGUCCGCAAUCCUCCGUCGCGUGCGAAUCGCGAGGUACACUCACGAGUGUACGUUAGAUGCCAGUCGCUGCCUUUGCGCAUCUCCAUGUUAAUAAUAAUUAAAUAAUGUUGAGGAAGAACCUCUUUCAAAACUCGUAUUAGUUCCAUUGUUCAAGUAAUGAAAACAUAGAUGUCUCCCUAUACUCACAUGGUGCAGAUUUGGCGAAGGCAGCGAUUAAGCGUAUUAAGUAUCAAGCGCCGUUCAGUCGUUGUCUCAUCAACCUUUACACAUGUUGAGAUUGAUAUGUUAAACUAAUUCUAUUGAAUUGUACUUGUUGCGUAUUAUAAGUAUGUAUAGUGGGGCGGCCGAACCCGCGUCUGCCGCCUCGACGUGUAUAUUAUUAUAUGUUGAUAUCUAUUGUUUGCUGUAAACUUUAAAAGAAGGGAAUUUUUUAUAUAUUUUUUGUUAUCUUGGUUUAGAAACGGGUCUGCAAAUGUUACGAAAUAGUUAAGUUUAGAAUGCAAUGUUUUGAAUUUUAAAUUCGCUAUAAUUUAGUCAAAGUUACAUAAUUUAGUUUUAUCGCAAUGAUUUACUGUUGUUUUGCAAUGUUGAUAAAGGUCAAUGAAGGUAACAAUGUCUUAGUGUUAAAGCUGGAAACCAAUUAAAGGGUACCUUGAACAUUGUCUAUAAUUAUUAUAUUAACAUUAAAUAAAUGCAAAAGAA
Molecule: messenger RNA, 5711 nt
Organism: Pieris rapae (cabbage white)
Lineage: Eukaryota; Metazoa; Arthropoda; Insecta; Lepidoptera; Pieridae
Gene: pasilla
Product: RNA-binding protein Pasilla
Exons: 10
Coding region: 303-1880 (525 amino acids)
Biological process (GO): regulation of alternative mRNA splicing, via spliceosome; mRNA splicing, via spliceosome
Cellular component (GO): nucleus; cytoplasm
Molecular function (GO): mRNA binding
Source: RefSeq, a predicted model, not a curated record